AAACUUUAAAAAUUGUUUUGAGGUUACGGCUAGCGUUGCUGUUCGUUGUUUGUAUAACAAUAAUAUAUAAAAAAAUAUUAAUGUUAAUUAAAUAAAAUAAUUAAUUUCAAAAUCAACAAAUUAAUUAAAUUACAACAACAAAUUAUUUUUUGUAAUUUUAUUAUUUAAAAAUAAAAAUGUCAUCUGGUGGAAUGUUGUACGGUGGAGAUGAAAUCGGAGCACUGGUAUUUGAUCUCGGACAUCAUUCAUUGCGGGUUGGAUAUGCACAGGAGGAUACUCCGAAAGCCGAAAUACCAGCAGUUGUUGGUAUUGGAGAGGAAAAUUGUAACAAUUCCAUGACUACAACAAACACAUCCACCGGAAGUAAUAAAGUUGAGCCGAUGGAUAUUGAUGAUAAAAAACAAGAUAAUAAUAUAACGCAGUCGAAGCCAAAAUAUUAUAUCGAUACGACAAUUCUACAUGUACCUCGUCCAGGAAUGGAAGUUGUCAGUUACAUGAAGGAGGGUAUGAUUGAAGACUGGGACCACUUUGAAAAAGUAUUAGAUUAUACUUAUUCUAAAAUAAUUCAAUCAGACGCUGAAUAUCACCCGGUGUUAUUUUCCGAAGCGCCCUGGAAUAUACGCAGCAAGCGUGAAAAAUUAACAGAGAUAAUGUUUGAGAAAUAUAACGUACCUGCGUAUUUUCUUGUCAAAAAUGCUGUACUUGCGGCGUUUGCUAAUGGACGUGCUACUGGUAUUGUUGUUGAUAGUGGAGCUACACACACAUCAGCAGUACCAGUACAAGACGGUUUUGUAUUAACGCAGGCUAUUGUUAAAUCACCUCUAGGAGGUGAUUAUAUUACGAUGCAGUGCCGGCAAUUAUUACAAGACAGUGACAUUGACUUAUCACCGGCUUAUAUGAUAGGCAGUAAAGAAGUCGUUAAGGAUCAUGAAAAACCACGUUGGGUUAAGAAAAAAGGUCUGCCUGAUGUCACUAAAUCGUGGCAGAAUUAUAUGGUAAAAAAAUUAGUUCAAGAUUUUCAGGCGAGUACACUUCAAAUUUCUGAAACUCCGUAUGAUGAAAAAAUAGUAUCGACAAUUCCUGCUGUUCAGUACGAAUUUCCUACUGGUUACCAUCAGGACUUUUCGUCAGAACGUUUCAGAAUACCUGAAGCACUUUUUGAUCCAAGUAUGGUACAAAUGCGUGGUGGUAUGGUGGGCAAUACAAUGCUCGGCGUUGGUCAUAUUGUAACGACAAGUGUUGGAAUGUGUGACGUUGAUGUUAGACCAGCACUCUACGGUAGUGUUGUAGUUACUGGCGGUAAUUCAUUUAUACAAGGAUUCCCAGAACGUCUUAAUAGAGAUUUAUCAAUGCGGAUACCCUCGAGUAUGAGAUUAAAGUUAAUUAGCGCUAAUGGAUGCGCUGAGAGAAGAUUUGGAGCGUGGAUUGGCGGAUCAAUCCUUGCGUCAAUUGGUACCUUCCAACAGAUGUGGAUUUCCAGUCAAGAAUAUGAAGAAAGUGGAAAAAGUCAAGUCGAGAGAAAGUGUCCGUAAUAAUGUUUAGUAUUUAAAUUAUUAAUUGAUACUCUUCUAUGCAUAUAAAUAUAUAUAUAAAUUUUUUUUUUUUUUU
Microplitis mediator is the source of this 1608-nucleotide messenger RNA. RefSeq names its product actin-like protein 6B (gene Bap55). Bases 177 to 1532 code for a protein of 451 amino acids. Gene Ontology annotation, biological process: regulation of transcription by RNA polymerase II; nervous system development. Gene Ontology annotation, molecular function: chromatin binding. The transcript is spliced from 4 exons. NCBI's taxonomy places the organism in Eukaryota, Metazoa, Arthropoda, Insecta, Hymenoptera, Braconidae. Gene Ontology annotation, cellular component: NuA4 histone acetyltransferase complex; SWI/SNF complex. The record is from RefSeq and is a predicted model, not a curated record.